This is a messenger RNA of Microstroma glucosiphilum, 1830 nucleotides long. RefSeq lists its product as hypothetical. The record is from RefSeq and is a predicted model, not a curated record. The coding region runs from base 68 to 1777 and encodes 569 amino acids. The transcript has a single exon. Gene Ontology annotation, biological process: mRNA splicing, via spliceosome. NCBI's taxonomy places the organism in Eukaryota, Fungi, Basidiomycota, Exobasidiomycetes, Microstromatales, Microstromataceae. Gene Ontology annotation, cellular component: nucleus.
CGCUCACCGCUCCUUCCUCGCCAGUCCGAGCUGUACAGGCUCAUCAUCCCUCUCCUUGCCAUCCAGCAUGGAUCAACAAGCCUUCCGCAGCCUCAUAUCCUCCUCUUCCUCUUCCUCUAGCUCAGCAGCUCCCUCCUCGUCCAAGCCCCGCGUCUUUGGAGCAUCUCAAAAGCGUUCCGCCGGAGGCAGCUCAUCCUCUACUUCUUCCAAGGACCUCUUCGCCCCUCGCAAGAAGACGCCUGCCAACAACAAGGACCGUUCAGGUCCUCGUCCACCUCCUAAGAACAGCGCGACAGGGGAGACGUACGUGGACCGAGCCAAGGCCCGUCGAGUUGGCAAGGAGGACGAGGACUAUUCGGAUGUGAAUCGGCUCGCAGAGGAAUGGAGGGUCAAGUGGAAUGCUGCGCAGAGCGAAGAGGAGCGGAGAGACAUCGAAGAGCAAAUGGCCUUUCUAGGUGGUGAUGCAAGACACUCUAUACUGGUAAAGGGACUAGAUCACUCCCUCUUGGCGCAGCAAAAGGCGAAGGAGGCAGGAGGAGAGGGGGACGUGGAUGAUUAUCUGGAGAGGGCAUACGAUGAGGCUGCUGCCAAAGCGUCCUCGCCUGUAUUACGGAGAGACGAAGAAGAAAGCCGUGCUUCUCCUUCUAGCCUAAUUGGAGAGAAGCGAAGCAGAGAAUCAGUCAUCGAGGCACUCAAGCGGCGUAAGCUGGCAAAGGCACAGGCAGGCUCAGCUGCUGCUGACGAGGCCGAUGAUCGGCAGCAACAGGCUCGAGACGCAGAGUUCGAAAGAGCAAGAAAGCUUGGAAAGUUCAAGCCCAUCAGUGCUGGCACUAGCAGUGGAGGGUUCAAACCGGUAGAGGCAGACAAGGGGGAGGUCAUCAUUACCAAGGACGGCAAACGGUUGCGCAAGAAGAAGAAGAAACCCGCCGAGGAGCAAGGCGAGAAGAGCGUGACGCCGACCAGGGACGCUAAGUCUCCUGGAGGGAAAGCAGCAACGGCUUCAGAAUCGCCUCGAAUCAAGUCCACAGUGAGAGAGACCGUGCAGGCCGUUUCGCCAUUGGCCGUACCAAGUCCCAAGCAGCCUACGGUCUCACCUUCGAGACCCUCACCGCCGAUACUAGCUGGAGCAGAGACAGCAAGCCCUAAAGCUCGAGCGAUGUCUCUGUCUCCUCCGCCGUUGCCUGAAGAUCGAAACGAGGCCCUUCCUCCAAUACCUGGCACCGACGCUAGCACUGGCACUGGCGUAGACGUCGAUGACGACGACGAUGACGAUGACGAUAUCUUUGCAGACGCCGGAAGAUGGGAAGGGCUGCCAGACGACGACUCUGAAGACGACGAGGGAGUUGUGGAAGCUCAGAAAGAUCGCCCAAAGGAGACGCUGGCACCUUCGGGCUCCACUAGCAUGCCAAAGGGCAACUGGUUUGGAGAAGAGGACAAGACGAGUGGGCAACAAGCAGGAAGCGCUCCUCUCCCCGUCGGACUGAAUCAGCUCCUCUCUUCCGUUCAGCACGGUGCUACUACAAUCGAAGGUGCACAAGCAAGGGCAGAAGAAGAAAGUGAGGACGAGCCAGCCGAGGGUACAGGCCGACUGCAGGGCCUCUCUACCUCUUCCCUCCCCUCGAAUGUCUCCCGGAUGCUGCUACAGGCAGAGCAGGAGGAGGCGCGCAAGGCUGAAGAGAAGGAAAAGGGCUGGUGGAAGAAGAAAAAGGACAGAAAGAGGAAGAAAGCAGAGGGUGACGGUGCGGGGAGUGAAGCUGAAGAUGGGGAGACGAAUUGAAGAAUAACGAAUGAAAUUGUACUUGUAUCUGCAUACAAUGAAGACGACUUUCU